Messenger RNA from Chaetomium globosum CBS 148.51, 2121 nucleotides. RefSeq lists its product as uncharacterized. Lineage: Eukaryota; Fungi; Ascomycota; Sordariomycetes; Sordariales; Chaetomiaceae. The transcript has 3 exons. The record is from RefSeq and is a predicted model, not a curated record. Bases 1 to 2121 code for a protein of 706 amino acids.
AUGGAGGCAUUAGCCUCGAUUGGGGCUGCGAGCUCAAUUCUCCAGCUCCUAGACUUCACCAUCAAACUUAUCAAGGCCGGCAAAGAGGUUCGAGAGAGCGGAUGCACACUGCAAAAUGAAGCCCUGGAGAGCAUUUAUGAACGAAUGCAGACAUUUCUGACGCCCGUUGCCGCCAUAGCAUCGACACCAAUUACCAUGAGAUUCUCGUCCGAGAUCACCUCAUCGGCCCGAUGCGCGCUGCAAGACUGUCGUGAAGUACUCUCGUAUCUGCGGGAACUGAAGAUCAAGAACGGUGGGAGGAAAACGUUGGGGAGUGUGAUAGUGGCUUUCAGGUCAAUCCUAAAGCGGAGGAAGAUCGGCGAGAUUGAAGGGCGACUGAAGAUGAGGUUGAAUGCCAUAUCUCUCGAGAUGAGCCAAACGGCCUGUCUAGAGAUCCAAAGGCUAAGGGCGGAGACCAACUCACUGGCGGUUAAUGGUAGGCUAGCCGCCGACCGCGAUUUCAACAUGCUGUUGAAACGCCUUGAGGAUCUCCACAUGGAGGUUAAAGACGCCGAGCAACCAAAAAAAGUCAAAACACUGUGUCAGGUGGCCAAGCAACUCAAAGAACAGACGGAAACGUUCAGCUUGAUGUGGCUCAACGACAAAUUCCUCAACAGCCUAUCCUUCCGCUGCCGCGACCGCCGCCACGAAGCGAUCCCGGAUAAUUACACAAACACGUUCAAGUGGAUAUACGAUAUUCCUCAUUUCCGGGACUGGAUGGAGCAUGGUUCAGGAAUCUUCUGGAUUCAUGCAAAACCGGGUGCUGGCAAGUCGACGCUGAUGAAGUUCUUGGCCGACAACGCGCAAACCCAGGAGCAUCUAGAUGUGUGGGCAGCACCAUCCAAAACAACCAUUGCCGCACAUUACUUCUGGAACCAAGGAAGCCCCAUGCAAAAGUCGAUGCUCGGGUUACUGCAAACUCUUGUCUCGGAAAUCCUCCACAAAGCACCGCACCUUGUCCCCCUGGCAAUCCACAGUCUUCAAGCACUAAUAGCACCGGCAGAUGAACCUGUCGACUUCUCCAACCUCGACCAUGCGCACGCGGUCCGCAUUUGCGGUCGACUCGGACUUCGCGGAUCUCACGUAUGGACAAUGAAAACCUUAUCCUGGAUCCUCCAAAGCUUGGCUCAGAGCGAUACUGGAAAUGUCAAGUUGUGUCUUUUCGUGGAUGGUCUCGACGAGUUUGAGGGCAAUCACCAGGAGGUGUGCGCAAUUCUGGGCUCUCUGGGAGCCUCGCGGCAUAUCAAAUUAUGCGUGUCUAACCUCGGCGAUCUCUUCAAGCACAUCCUACAUCGUAUCGAUUCAGUAUAUGCGCAGAAGUCUGCCGAACUCCUCCAGAUCGCCUUACAUGACGACAUUUCGGCCAAGCUUCCACCCGAGGCAUAUUAUUACCACGAGCAAAAUUCUGAACAAGAUGAUCCAACCGUUAUGGGGCCAGUCGGCAAUCUCAGCGUCGAGGAAUUAUGGUCUACAAGACAGCUAGCGAGUCGACGCAUCACGGCCCUUAUCGGUGAUCUUCUAGAGGACAACUUUCAUGGUCCAUUCGCUGCACCAACAGUAGAGUCUCUACAUCGAACAGUCGACGAUUUCCUUAGGACGGAGGGCAUCACAAAGGAUAUCCGCUCCCGAACGGGGCCAGAGUUUGACGUCCACCUCGCGCUCACGAAGCUUAACGCGAUUUUGAUCCGAUCCGCCUCAAGCUCGGACUACGAGGAUCGGAUAUGGUCAUUAAAGCGCGUCUCUGCAAUCAUGAACGAUAACAUCCCCCAGGUCUCUGAAGGUUACAACACUCGCUUAGCAUACAGAUACUUGGAUGUGAUUGAUCAUCACAUAGCCGGUUGUUCCGAGGUCGAAUUUGACCUCCUCGACUUCAGAACCACGCUUUUAGAAUCCCGGUUGUUCGAAUACGUCUCGGAGAAAGUAUCAAGGAACAACAGAUACUUUUUGGACGUGGACAUCGACCCAGAGGAUACCCUUCGAGAUGCAGAGGACCGUUCCGCUGCAUCCACAAUGCUUCGCAUAAUCGUGUCCCAUUCUUGUGUAUCCAUGUCGGGCAAGUCGGUCGAGUCUCCAGCCAGGUGA